Myotis brandtii (Brandt's bat) is the source of this 2939-nucleotide messenger RNA. It is a transcript of the gene FZR1, whose product is annotated as fizzy/cell division cycle 20 related 1. Gene Ontology annotation, cellular component: anaphase-promoting complex. The transcript has 13 exons. Bases 67 to 1557 code for a protein of 496 amino acids. The record is from RefSeq and is a predicted model, not a curated record. Gene Ontology annotation, biological process: anaphase-promoting complex-dependent catabolic process; positive regulation of ubiquitin protein ligase activity; positive regulation of anaphase-promoting complex-dependent catabolic process. Lineage: Eukaryota; Metazoa; Chordata; Mammalia; Chiroptera; Vespertilionidae. Gene Ontology annotation, molecular function: ubiquitin ligase activator activity; protein binding; anaphase-promoting complex binding.
GCUGACUUUGGCUGGCUGAACUUGGGGGCCUGACUUGGCCGGCAGCCGUACCUGCCCUGCCUCACCAUGGACCAGGACUAUGAGCGGCGCCUCCUUCGGCAGAUUGUCAUCCAGAACGAGAAUACAAUGCCGUGUGUCUCAGAGAUGCGGCGGACCUUGACACCUACCAACUCCCCCGUGUCCUCCCCCAGCAAGCAUGGGGACCGCUUCAUCCCCUCAAGAGCGGGCGCCAACUGGAGUGUCAAUUUCCACAGGAUCAAUGAAAAUGAGAAGUCUCCCAGCCAGAACCGGAAAGCCAAGGAUGCCACCUCGGACAAUGGCAAAGAUGGCCUGGCCUACUCAGCCCUGCUGAAGAAUGAGCUGCUAGGGGCCGGCAUUGAGAAGGUGCAGGACCCACAGACGGAGGACCGCAGGCUGCAGCCUUCCACGCCCGAGAAGAAGGGCCUGUUCACGUAUUCCCUCAGUACCAAGCGCUCCAGCCCUGAUGACGGAAAUGAUGUGUCUCCCUACUCCUUGUCGCCAGUCAGUAACAAAAGUCAGAAGUUAUUGCGAUCCCCACGGAAACCCACCCGCAAGAUCUCCAAGAUCCCCUUCAAGGUUCUGGAUGCACCUGAGUUGCAGGACGACUUCUACCUGAACCUGGUGGACUGGUCAUCUCUCAAUGUGCUCAGUGUGGGGCUGGGCACCUGCGUGUACCUGUGGAGCGCCUGCACCAGCCAGGUGACCCGGCUCUGUGACCUCUCUGUGGAAGGGGACUCGGUGACUUCCGUGGGCUGGUCUGAGCGGGGGAACCUGGUGGCCGUCGGCACGCACAAGGGCUUUGUGCAGAUCUGGGACGCAGCUGCGGGGAAGAAGCUCUCCAUGCUGGAAGGCCACACGGCACGAGUUGGAGCGCUGGCCUGGAAUGCCGACCAGCUCUCAUCUGGGAGCCGGGAUCGCAUGAUCCUGCAAAGGGACAUCCGCACCCCGCCCCUGCAGUCGGAGCGGCGGUUGCAGGGCCACCGGCAGGAGGUGUGUGGGCUCAAGUGGUCCACGGACCACCAGCUCCUUGCCUCAGGAGGCAAUGACAACAAGCUGCUGGUCUGGAACCACUCGAGCUUGAGUCCCGUGCAGCAGUACACAGAGCACCUGGCAGCUGUGAAAGCCAUAGCCUGGUCCCCACAUCAGCAUGGGCUGUUGGCAUCCGGCGGCGGCACGGCCGACCGCUGCAUCCGCUUCUGGAACACGCUCACAGGGCAGCCACUGCAGUGCAUCGACACAGGCUCCCAGGUGUGCAACCUGGCCUGGUCCAAGCACGCCAAUGAACUGGUUAGCACACAUGGCUACUCACAGAACCAGAUCCUGGUCUGGAAGUACCCGUCCCUGACCCAGGUGGCCAAGUUGACCGGGCACUCCUACCGAGUUUUGUACCUGGCCAUGUCCCCUGAUGGAGAGGCCAUCGUCACUGGUGCUGGAGACGAAACCCUGAGGUUCUGGAAUGUCUUUAGCAAAACUCGUUCGACAAAGGUAAAGUGGGAAUCUGUGUCUGUCCUCAACCUCUUCACCAGGAUCCGGUAAACCACGGGCCCAGCCAUCAGGGCAGAGGAGCACCACCUGUCAUCACGUGCAUGACCCUUCCUCCUGCACAUGUUCCCAGAGGAAGCAGCCGGGGUGGGCGGGGAGCCGGGCACAGAGAGACUCUGAAGAUUCUCAUUAAAGCCUGAUUGCGAACCCUGUCAGCGGUGUUUGGGGUGGGGAUGUGGUUGGGCACCAGCAGGCACGCGGGGUUCCGGCUCCCUUCACACCAGGUGGCCCCAAGGCCCCAGCUUUGACCGUCUACACUUGGAUGGGGAUGGACGCCUCCCUGGACCCCACCUGCUUCCCUUUGUGUCCAUCGUCACUUUGUUGAGCUGCAUGCUCUUCCCAGAAGCAUGGGUUCACCAGUACUGCCACUGCCCACGUCUGCAACGGGAGAAACAGCUGGAUGCCAAGCCAGUCAGCCAAGGGAGGGCCCAGCAGCAGGACGGUUCAGGUCAGCCCGUGGAUCCACAGGACUCCUGAUAGGUCUCUUGCGGCCCGCUCUGCUGUCCCUCUGCUGGCAGCUAUCCCAGUGACUUUGCUAGGGGCCAGGCAUCAGGAGCAGGCCCAGGCAGGCUGUGCACCAGAGGAGGUCAUCUCGAGAUGGACUUGUUCCAGGAAAACGGAAGUUGGGUCCACUUGUCAUCAUGAGCUUGCCCUGACCCUGCAUUGUCCUUGUCACUGAUGGGGACACAGCUGAGCUCUGUCACCAGCGGGACUACGGUUCCUGCGGCUUGCUGGGUGUACAGAUCUAGGUGGCCUAAGGGUGCCUCACCCUCCUCUCAGGUUACUUCCCCAUCAAGCUAUCCCAUGUGUCCUGUCCAACCAUGCCUGUGACCAUGGGGAAGCCAGGGAGGAGAGCGAGAGGAGGGGGCAACCACUGGUCCCCCAGAAGCUUUCCAGGUGUCCUCUGAUCCUGCCCCCACCCUGUUGUCCUCUGGCCAAGCUGGGUACCACCUCUCUUCCAGACCUGGAGAAAUUGGAGGGAGAGAGGUGAACCCAGGUGAGGCGAGAAGGCAGAGCAGGCCUGGGGCGGGGCGGAGGUCACUCUGGCUCUGCUUCUAGGUCCCCCUCAUUUAGUGUUCCCCCGCAAUCGGCCAUGUGUGUGCAUGUGUAUAUAUGUAUUUGUGACUUUUCUUUGGGAUUGUUUUGUGUUUUGUAGAUGGGUCCCAGAAAUGUUUAAGGCUAAUUAGAGAAGGGCAGGGCCCACCCAACCUGCCUGGGGGUGACGGAGUCACAGCUUUUAAAGCCUUCAUUUAGGAGGGGUGAUCAGCUGAACCUGCUUGGAUUUGGGGAAGGGUGGGACCCUGCCCCAUCCCAGCAUCUGUGUGCCAUAGCCUCAAGCAAGGACAGUGUACAUAGAUUUGUGUAUUUUGAUUGGU